AGUUACAAGCCUUUGAAGAACAAACUUCAGAAUUUUCUAGAAGAGUGGCUGAAAUACAAUUCCUGCUUCAAAGUAGUGAAAAACCACUUGAAUUACAGGUCAUGGAGUCCUCUGUUUUGAGCAAGAUAGAGCAUGUGAAAAAGCUUGCAAUGGAAGAAUCCAACUGCCGUGAGCUGGGUGACAGCACGGCUGAGCUGAGGGAGGAUUUGGACCAAGCCAAGACCCAGAUUGGGAUGACUGAGUCACUCCUGAACGCCCUGUCUCCUUCCGACAGCCUGGAGAUAUUCACCAAACUCGAGGAGAUCCAACAGCAAAUCCUCCAGCAGAGGCACAGCAUGACAAUACUGGAGAAUCAAAUAGGUUGCCUCACUCCUGAACUCUCUGAAUUGAAAAAGCAAUAUGAAAGUGUCAGUGGUUUAUUUAACACCAAAAAGAGUGUUCUGCAAGAUCACUUUUGUGUGUUCCUGAAUGAUCAAUGCAAGGCCUUCACUGACUGGUUCAGCACCAUGAAAAUGAACCUUAAGGAGUGUUUUGAACCAUCAGCAACCAAACUGAGCAUGGAACAAAAGCUGCAAAAACUUUCUGAUUUCUUGGCUCUGGAAGGAAGAAGCAGUAAAAUCCAGCAGGUGGAAAGUGUACUGCAGCAUGUGAGGAAGCAUCUUCCCAAAGCAGAGGUUAAGGAGCUGAACAGUUGGCUUGGGAGCCAAGAAUUUGAAUUAGAAAAAAUGGAGUCCAUAUGCCAGGCUCGCACAAAGGAGCUCGAUAACACUCUGCAGCAGCUACUGAGUCUACAGGAUGAUUGCAGAAACCUGAGUAAAUGGCUGGCUAAUCAAGAGGAGAAGUGGAAAGAAAUGGAAGAAUCAGGAGAGAAAGCCGAGCUAUUGUACCAAGUGUUAGCUAGAAAGAGGGAGCAGUUUGAAUCUGUGGCCCAGCUGAGUAACUCUUUGAAGGAACAUGGACUUGAAGAGGAAGAAGAAAUAAUAAUGGAAUCCACACAUUUGAUUGAUAGAUACCAAGUGUUGUUGAGCCAAUUACAUGAAAUUGAGGACGAGGAUAAGUUACCAUCUGCUGAAGCCCAGAACUUUCAUGAUCUUACCCACGAUGUAAUUCAUUGGAUAAAAGAGAUUAAAGAGUCCCUCAUGGCUUUGAAUUCAUUGGAAGGCAAAAUGCCACUUGAAGAAAGAAUCCAAAAAAUAAAGGAGAUCAUUUUACUAAAGCCUGAAGGUGAUGUCAAAAUCCAGACCAUUAUGAGACAAGCCGAGAGCAGCGAGGCCCCAUUGGUUCAGGAGACCCUUUCUGAUGUCACCCACCAGUGGGACACCACGCUCCAUUUAGCCAACACAUACCUAAGCCAUCAAGAAAAACUUCAACAAGAAGGAGAAAAGUAUUUGCAAAGCAAGGAGGACCUAAGGUUAAUGCUUACAGACCUAAGGAAGAAACAAGAAGCAGGCUUCGCUCUGCAGCAUGGUCUGCAGGAAAAGAAAGCCCAGUUAAAAAUUUAUAAGAAAUUCCUCCAGAAGGCACAAGAUCUGACAUCUCUGCUAAAGGAGUUAAAAUCUCAAGGAAAUUACCUCUUGGAAUGCACGAAAAAUCCCAGCUUCAGCGAAGAGCCUUGGCUGGAAAUAAAACACCUGCACGAAAGUCUUCUUCAGCAACUACAGGAUUCCGUGCAAAAAUUGGAGGGUCACGUUCAAGAACACCACUCAUACCAGGUCUGCAUCACAGAUCUGAAUGCCAUGUUGGAUGGCUUCUCUGGAGAAUUUGACAAUUUUUCAGAUGACCCUGGGGAUCAAGGAGCAGUUGAGGACAGACUACAGAAACUGCAGGAACUAGAGAGUCGACUCAGUUUACAAGAUGACCUAUUAAAGAAGAUUUUAGCAUUAGCAAAAUCCAUCGAGCAAAACACAUCUCCCGUGGGACAGAAGAUUAUUAAAGAUGAUAUAAAAUCACUUAAGCAUAAACAAAAGGAUUUGGAAAGCAGAAUUGAAUCUGCUAAGCAGGAGACUGAAAACUGUCUCAACAGCCUCCUCAAAUCAGAAUGUUUAUCAGAAAAGGAUGAGAAGUUUGCUCUGCCAAGUGAAGAGACGCAGGGUACUCGUGACGUGCCAGAGCCCACUCAGCUCUCAGUGAAGAAGUUGGAGGGAGACUGGGAAGUAACCAAGAAUUGGGCUUUGGAAAUGGUUUUGUCAAAACAGCUUUCUGUCAAUGCUCAAGAAAGCCUGAGAAGCACUGAAGACGAGCAGAAAGUCAAUGAGCUGCAAAACCAACCUUUACAAUUAGCUGUUAUGUUGAGAAGUGAACAAUUAAAAGAGAUAGAGGAAUUAUACACCCAGUUGGAGGCAAAGAAAGCAGCCAUUGAACUCCAGGACCAAUCUGAAUGUCUCAGCCAAUCAGAAACAAGUGCCUUGGUUCUCCACAACACGGGGUCCCCAGUACACCACUUGGACAAUCUGCUUCAGGCACUGACUACUUUGAAGAAAAAUAAAGAAUGCCAGUAUUGUCUCCUUGAUGGCUUUCAAGAACACCUUGCUGCCCUUGAGUCCUCAUUGAAAGCCUUGUUGGCAGAAAAGGAAAGUCUAAAAUUGGGACCAUUGGACAGUACAGCCUAUGUGCACAAAAUUAAGAAGUUCCUUGGAUCAGUAGAAGAAGAGAAAGGUUCUUUGAGCAAACUUAAAAGUGAGUGGAAGAAUUUAUCAAGCCAUCUGAGUGACAUGGACAACAAGCUGUUGGAAAGCCAGGUGGAACACCUUGACCAUGUGUGGAAGCAGGUGGAACGACUGGCUCAAAGGAAGUAUUCUCAGCAAGCCAUGGAACAUGAGGAGUUUACCUCCCUCGUAAGCAGAGCCCACGACACUGAGGCUUCUCUGCAGCAGCAGCAGCAGUGUCUACUGUUAAGACUGAACUCCCCAGAAAAACAGGGACAGAGUUCAAGCAUCAUUGCCAUGGCCGCUGAGCUCCAGGCACUCAGGCAUGGAUUUUCUGUUUUAAAGGGGCAAGCUGAGCUUCAGAUGAAGAGAAUUUGGGGAGAAAAAGAAAAGAAGAUUUUGGAAGAUGCAAUGAAUAAUUUGAAGAAGCAAUUGGAGGCCCUGGAGCCAUUAAACCUAGAGGUGGAAAAUCAGAUUAAAAAGUGCGGCGUAAAGAACAAGGUGAAGGAGACCCUCUUCUGGGUAAAGAAACUGUUGGGUGAACCCAGCCCCCCCAUUUCCCUUCUCCCAGAUGACAUCCUUUCACAGAUCAGAAAAUGCAAGGUGAUGCAUGAUGACAUUGUGGAUAAGCAGCCAGCCAUGGACUCUCUGGUGGAAGAGAUCAAAGAUGUCACCCCUAGCCUGACAGCACCCGAGAAUGAGAACUUAAGUAACCUCCUGGAGGUCUUACAGAAUCAAUACCAAAUGCUAGUUUUAAAAUCAACUCAGAGGUCACAACAACUAGAAUUUAAGUUGGAAGAAAGAAGCAAACUUUUUGAAAUAAUAAGGAAGGCUCAGGUUACCCUUCAAGGGAGUGAAGCACUGGUAAUUCCCAAAAUGGAAACAGCCUGCACUGAAGCUGACCUGGAAUGUCACCAUGUCACCUUGAAGGCAUCCCAGAAGGAGCUGCAAGAAAUUGAGGGUGUCAUCUCCACACAGCUCCAGGAACUACCAGACAUCUGUAAGGAUCUAAAUGUGUUUGAAAGACUCUUCCUGGAUGACCAGUUGAAAAAUAUUCAGAUGAGAAUUAACAGAGCACAAAGAUUCAUUCAGAGUCAAUGCAGUGAAGUAGAACAAAAGAUCAGUUCUUACAGAGAAUACCAUGAAAAAACAUCUGUGCUUCAGAAUGCCAUCAACAGUAUGCAGCACAAUGAACCACUGCUCAGUCUAGAAACAAAUCAAGAUGAAAUAGAGGAUUUGUAUAAUCUUAAGGACAAACUCACUGGUAUUCGAUGCAGCCUCUUGCGAAUGUUGGAACUUCAAGGAGUCUAUAACUACAUAGGACUGAAGUGGAAUGGUUCAGAACUUGAACAAUUACAAACUCAAGUCGUUGAGAAAGAAAAGGAUCUUGAAGAAAAAAUUAAGCGUUUGAACACAUUGAUGGUAGAACAUGGCAGAUAUCAAGCUUCAUUAAGUAAAGUGAAGGCCAUGGAUUUGCAAAUUAAGAAAAAGGCUGAAUUAGUACUGAAAGCUCCCAGUACUUCACCAGAAAGCCGUCUGCUCAACGCACACAUUUUGACUCAGAGAAUUGAGAAAGCCAAGUGCGUCUACGAUGAGAUAAUAAAGAAAGUAAGUGAAAAUGAGGCUUUUGAUGACUCAUUCAAAGAGAAAGAAAUACAGCAACUGAAACUGAACACAGAAGAAAAUGAUCAGUUACACAAGGUCCUCCAAAACGUGGUGCUAGAAUUCCAAUCAAAAGAAAUGGAUGAAAAGAAUUUUCGGGACAAAUUACAAAAUUCCUUGCAUGUUUUAAGUCAGAUACAAUCUCAGUUACAGCAGCCUUUACUUAUAAAUUUGGAAAUUAAACAUGUCCAAAAUGAGCAGGCUAACUGUGAAGCAAUUCAACAACAGGUUCAGGCAGAAAUGUAUCUUAUUAAAGCAGCAAGUGUGAUUGAAAAACCGAGAGAAGGAGACUCUUCUGACACUAGUGAUGUGGAGACAAAAUUACAUGACAUUGAAGAUCUUUGGACUCAGCUUAGCAAAAGCAUUGAGUUACGCACAAGCGUCCUGAAUGGUGCCUAUGAAAACCUAACACACUACCAUGAAGCCGUCACCAGGGCGGUGGGGACCAUCGGCUCCCUCGAAGCCAUCCUUGCAUCCCGCAGCAUGGAUCUUCACAAUCUCCAAGAAUCACUGGCGAUGACUCGUGGGAAACUAGAAGGCUUGGAAUCCACGAUGGCUGACAUCCAGGACCUCACCGAGAAGCUGGGAGCCAUAGUCAGCCCGGAGGCCAGCGUGCAGCUCAAGUGCGUGUUACAGGAGCUGGUCUCUAAGAACUCAGCCUUGAAGGCUGCAGCUCACGUGCAGGAGGCCCAAGUGGAAAGGUUUCUGGAGAAUUACAAAUGCUAUACAAAAAUGAAAGAGGAAAUUUGCAGUAACCUCAGGAAAAUGGAAACGGUUCUUGGGCAGUCCGUGUCCCUGCGGCCAGGGUCUUAUAAGGAGGCAUUAGCGCGCUUGGAGCAGAGCAAGGCCUUGGUGUCAAAUCUCAUCUCAACCAAAGAAGAGCUGGUGAAACUGCAACAGGUCCUCAGACACCUGAGAUGCAGGUGCACAGAGAGUGAUGGCCUGUGCACGCUCAGCGCCUCGUCGGCUCUCUGGGAGAAGUGGCUGCGUCUGCUGGAAGCUGCCAAAGAGUGGGAGAUGUGGAGUGAAGAACUGAAGCAGGAGUGGAAACUCAUCAGUGAGGGGGUUGAACGAGAAGCAAUUAUUUUAGAUAAUCUUCAAGAGGAACUCCCAGAAAUUUCCAAAAUAAAAGAGGCAGGUACCACAGAAGAGCUCUCUGAGCUCCUAGACUCUUUACGCCAAUAUGAAGACAGUGUGGAGAGGCAGCAGUCGUUGCUGACCCUGCUUCUUCAGCGCAUAAAGAGUACCCAGAAUGUUCCUGAAAGCCCAGGGGCUGUGCAAACCAUCCCAGCCCUUCAAGAGAUUACGUCUAUGCAAGAAAGAGGUGACAGGCUUUUUCAGAAAGCUCAAAAAAAUAAGGAAUCCAUACAGAUUGAAAUCCAAGAAAGACAUUCCUUCACAAAGGAAGUAAUUGCUUUGAAGAAUUUACUUCAACAGACUACAACUUCUUUCCAAAAUACGGCAUUAGUGGACCACCCAGAAAGGGCAGAACAGUUUGAGGAGCUUCAGAACUCUCUUAAGAAAGGGAAACUAACUUUCGAGAACAUCAUGGAAAGACUGCGAAUCAAGUAUUCUGAAAUGUACACCCUUGUGCCUGCGGAAAUUGCAUCCCAGGUAGAAGAAUGCAGAAAAGUUCUAGAAGACAUCGAUGAGAAGAUUAGCAGUGAAGUCCUGAAGAGCUCGCCAUCCUAUGUAAUGAGCAGGAAAAUAGAGGAAAUUAACAGUGGGCUUCAGCAUGUGGAAAAGAUGUUGCAGCAGAAAAGUAAAAACAUUGAGGAAGCUCAAGAAAUUCAAAAGAAAAUGUGGGAUGAGCUGGAUGGCUGGCAUUCCGAGCUGAACGAGCUGGAUUCCGAGCUUCAGGACAUGGUUGAGCAGGACCCAGGACAGGUGCAGGAAUGGAUGGAUGACUUGAUGGUUCCUUUCCAGCAGUACCAGCAAGUGUCACAGAAAGUGGAAUUCAGAACCUCUCAGCUAAAUAAGGCCACAAUUAAGAUGGAGGAGUAUAAUGAUCUUUUGAAGAGUACUGAAGCUUGGAUAGAAAGUACCCGUCGUUUGCUGUCCAAUCCUGCCCCCUAUGACUCUUCAAGGACUCUGAGUCACCAUGCUAGCACCCUCCAAAUGUCUUUGGAAGAUUCAGAACAGAAGCACCAUCUUUUACACACAAUUUUCACGGAUCUAGAAGACUUGUCAAUCAUUUUUGAAACAGAUGACUUAAUACAAUCCAUACAAGAGUUAAGUGGUCAGGUGGCAACUUUACAACAACAAAUAAUGGAAAGCCUUCCACACAUUCAGAGGAUGGCAGAUGAUGUGGUUGCUAUUGAAGCUGAAGUAAAAUCAAUGGAGAAAAAGGUUUCAAAAAUCAAAGCUAUCCUGUUAUCAAAAGAAAUCUUUGAUUUUUCACCCGAAGAACAUCUUAAACAUGGGGAGGUCAUACUUGAGAAUAUACGUCCCAUGAAGAAGACCAUUGGCGAGAUAGUGUCUUACCAAGUAGAACUAAGUUUACCCCAGACAGGAGUGAAAACUCUGCCUGUGUUCCAGAGGACAAAUCAGCUUUUACAAGAUGUAAAACUAUUGGAAAAUGUGACUCAGGAACAAAACGAAUUAUUGAAGGUAGUCAUAAAACAAACCAAUGAAUGUGAUGAAGAAAUAGAAAAUUUGAAGCGGAUCUUGAAUAAUUAUUCAGCUGAGUUCUCCCUUGAACAUAUGUCACCAGACCAAGCUGCCGACCUGCCAGCAGUACAGGGUUUUGCAGUUUUGAAUCAGUACUUCUUUAUUGAAAAAGUGCAGUUGUCUGCCAAGGAUUAUAAAGACCUGUGUUUUAUUCCUGUCAUCUAUGAUGCAGGCGGGCAGCUAAUGUG
This is a messenger RNA of Castor canadensis (American beaver), 7165 nucleotides long. The record is from RefSeq and is a predicted model, not a curated record. Lineage: Eukaryota; Metazoa; Chordata; Mammalia; Rodentia; Castoridae.